GUAACCGGGCGAACGAAGGGGGUUCUUCUCUAUCAGGAACAACGUCAACGCAAGACAGCGCAGCAUUUUCCGAGCGCGAGGCGAACGCCGCGACUCUGCUUCGCACGCCCUACAUCUUGCAGCACUUGACGGAAGCGCUGUUUUUGGUGAUUCGCUACAACCCCGUCUUGGCGAGGAAAAUCAUCGAUCUCAUCAAGCAAUUCGCUGUCUCAUCUUCCAGCGCAUCUACUUCAGCAAGCAAGCACUUGUCGUUGUCUCAGUCCGCUCUCUUCAGCCAGCUGGUCCGCGACUUCGAGCCCGAAAGAUCGUGGUAUUACCGCUCGCCUUUUUGGACGCACUACGAAGAUCAUGAUGCCGGUAAUAGUGCUUCUAACACGGAAGAAGGAAACAACGUGAACUCCUCCGCGGACAACUCCUUGAUGCUAAAACCCUGUCCUUGCGGCGGCGCGUUGAUUUACGGAUUGGUGAGCCUGCUUUUGUUGAAUCUCAGUGAGGAACAACUUCCCGUGACAACCUCCAUCUUGGUGCAAGAGCAAUUCGCAGGCGCAGAUUCCGACGCGGCGAACAACACCGGAAAUAUCAACAGUGCGACUACUUCAUCUCAGCAGCGUUCAGCAAAGCCGGUCCUGGCGAGUUCGCCCUGGAUGCCGGUUUCGCUGGUAUUUUCGACAGCAUCGGCAGACGGCACUUCCCCCUCCAACUACUUGCAGACCACUGCAUCUAACACGGAGGAAGAUGAAGCCUGUUUUUACGUGUUCAGGGAGUUCAUCCGUCUCCCGCUGCUGGAGUUGGUGCUAAACUUAUGUAAGGCCAAUGCCGACCUGCGGGAUUUUUUAACGCAGAGUUUUUUCAAAGAGGACCUGCAUGACUUCGACGACCAAAUGAUGUCGACUGCUGCGAUGGGAGGACAGGAUACUAGAGGAACACGUAGAUUCGGAGGCGGUGGCGUUGGGUCAGGAGGGAACAAAAAUCGCAGCAUGUUUCCGGUUGACGCCCGAUUGGACCAGGACCUGAAGAGGGUGCAGGAAGACGUGGGAAAGUUCCAGAACGCGCUGGAAAACUCCCUGGACGCCCUGGUCGCCGAAAUGGACGCCGACCUCGGACAACAGGUGCAGAAGAAGAAGGAGCGGCAACUACAGAAAGACUUCUUGCAGCAGAACGCCGUUCGCUGGCCCUUCGCCGGGAAGGUUGUUUGUGCGGUGUUGACGAAUACUAGCGCGAGCGGUGGAGCAGGAGGCCUUCAGGCCGCGCAACUAGUACAGGGUGGAACAGUAAAUGGGGCGAUGUGCUGUUCGGUGGAUCAGCUUCUCAUGGCGCACGAGUCGCAGCCGCAGGCAGAAAGUAUGUACUUCGCACUGCUGUUUCUGGAAACGCUGCUCCACACUGCUGGUCCUGCGAAUAGCUCAUCCACUGGUGGUCUUCACCACGAAGUAGACAAUGCGCCGUCGUCUACACCAGUCCAUCCACUGUCCACGGUUCCUCUCCGGACAAUACCAGGGCUCGUCGAGCGCAUUCCACUACUGGAGCUGUUUCUCCAGCUCUUCUUGCGGUUUUCCGCCAGUCUGUUGACGUCCGGACGGUUUCGGGAGCUGCUACAGGAACAUGGAGAGAUUCUGGACCAGCUGAUCGCAGAGGAGGCGGAAGGAGACCAGGCUGCAGGCAGUGCCUCUACUACAGCAGUCUCGAUUGUCGCAGGGGCGGUGCCGGUCACGCUGUCCAACCACUGUUCGGAGCUGACCACGCUGCUCGCUUCCCUCGAAGUGGUUUCCAUCUGGAGCCACAACUGCGCGGCGUUCCAGCAACAGAUUGCCGACCACAGCACCCUGGUUUGCAUCAGGGUGCUGGAACUUUUGCACCACUGCGCGCAGUUCUUGGAGGAGAAAGCAGGAAGCACAGGCAUGAUGGCAGGAGUGACAUCAACCAGCAGUCCAAGCAACGUAGGAGCGGCGACCAGGUCGUUCCAGCAGAGUAAUCUCAACGACGCUAGCUUAGCUAGUACACCCUCCACAGUGACUGCAAGAAACCUCCAGCUGCUGUUACAGUGUAUUCUGGUACAGUGGCUGCCCUUGUGUCCCGAGCUAUUGGAGCAACUUCUUUCUGGGAGCGGGGGUUCGACAGCUGCUGCCGCUGGAACAACCAUGGACAGGAGCUUCGCACAGAUCCACAGCGCCGUGAUGUCAAUCCGCCCACCAAGCUGCGCGCUGUUGAAGAACAGGGGAGGUAGUAGAGGUACCGCCAAGAAGGUGGCAAGUUCGGUCCAGGCCCAUGAUGCAAGGAUUGCAACCGGCGUGCGCGACCAGCAAUUGCUGAUGACGCGGGACUUUCGUUUUUUCCUGGUCGAGAAGCUGAAUUUGCCGAAGACGUUGGUGGGCAGCUACCUGAGAAAGAGGGAAAAUCGUGGGGGUCAAGCCGGUUCCUUGCAAAGUCAACCGAAGUCGGGGCGAGAGAACAAGAAUUACCAAAACGAAUCCCUGAUGAUGGUAGAGGAGUACAAGGACUCACUGCGCGCCAUGGAGGAAAACUGUCACCAAGUGAGGAAUGAAAAUCUGCAGCUCCGGAAGGAAAUAGACGCCAUCUACACGGAACUGCAGACACUGCGCAGUCGCAGUUUUGGGUUCACCCAACUCUACACUGUUCUUCAUCGACAUGGAACCACGAGCAGUGGUGGUUCCUCGCCAUCGGGGCGGAAGUCAAGAGCGAACAAUUUGAUGGCGCCGGACUUUUACAAUGCCAGUGGAGGCCGCACAGGAGCCGGAUUUUCGUCCGGGAAUGUGACGGUGAUUCACGACGACAAAGAAAAGACCAUCAACAGAAACCACUUGAACACCCUCCUCGCCGAUAGCAUGACCCCGGCCUUUCUGCUGUCCCAGUCGGAAAUGAAUCUGGGGCUUUUACGGGAAGAACUCGGGGAGAAAGAAAAGGAAAACCGGAAAUUGAAAAUGAAAAUUGACAAGUUGCAGGCGAAACUGGCCGCUAGUGUCCAGCAAGGCCAAGGGCAGCGGCAACACCUUCUUGAGCAGCAGCAGGCGGGAGCAGGUACUAACAAGACCCACAGCAACCAAGAGGAGCAGGAUUUUCGAGAUUUGUUGGAGCUCCUGCGAACUCUCGCGCACCAGCAUCCGAAAAUCGUUGAGAGUUUGCUUUUCGGAGGUCGGGAUGAAAAAAUGUCCACUUUGUCCGAAAAAAAACAGCAACAGCAUCAAGACGCAGAAGAGCGAAAGAGUUCGACACUGGCACAGAAGCUUUUUUCAACAUGAUCUGGGGAAGGACCAGAUUUGAGGACUACGAGAGUGCUCUGAUCAUGCCAUCGGUGGCUUGCGUAGCUGCAACGUGCCAGCAGUGUCGUGAAUAAACGCAAAGCUUCAUACAUACAUCGAUACAAGACCGCAAACGAGAGGGAGCUCGGCAAGCUCCCAAAUGGAAGCACUUGUUACAUGUACUUGCUAUGCCAAGUCAAGUGAAGCAUGACUACGAGCAAGGCGACUGACUACGUG
Amoebophrya sp. A120 is the source of this 3494-nucleotide messenger RNA. NCBI's taxonomy places the organism in Eukaryota, Dinophyceae, Syndiniales, Amoebophryaceae. The record is from the annotation of a GenBank genome assembly.